Selaginella moellendorffii is the source of this 1441-nucleotide messenger RNA. RefSeq names its product protein CLP1 homolog. Gene Ontology annotation, cellular component: mRNA cleavage factor complex; nucleus. Gene Ontology annotation, molecular function: polynucleotide 5'-hydroxyl-kinase activity. Lineage: Eukaryota; Viridiplantae; Streptophyta; Lycopodiopsida; Selaginellales; Selaginellaceae. The transcript has 9 exons. The record is from RefSeq and is a predicted model, not a curated record. Gene Ontology annotation, biological process: tRNA splicing, via endonucleolytic cleavage and ligation. Bases 1 to 1392 code for a protein of 463 amino acids.
AUGUCUUCCGAUGGCAAUCUCGCGCCUGGCGAUGCGGUGCGGAGAUUUGAGCUCCGCAAGGAGAGCGAGCUGCGCGUCGAGGUAGGCGUCGAUGGGCCGCUCAGGAUGCAGCUCGUGGCUGGCACGGCGGAGAUUUUCGGCACCGAGCUCCCUCCACAGUACUGGCUCACUUUCUCUCCCUCACAAAAAUUUGCUGUUUUUACGUGGGGUGGUGCGCUUCUGGAGCUCGAUGGCGUAUCAGAGGUUGCCUAUGUCGCUGAUGAGACACCGAUGGUGAGCUACGUCAAUGUUCAUGCGGUGCUUGAAAACAGGCGCAGGAGAGCUCGCGAAGCAGCAAUUUCUCUUCACAACGCUCCAGGCGAGAUUCCAAAUCCACUCACGCAGGUAAGAAGCAAGAACUUUUCUUCUUCUUCGUUCUUUUCCGAAUACGUUUUAGCAAUCGGAAACAAACAGGGACCGAGAGUGAUGGUUGUCGGCCCGACUGAUUCUGGAAAGAGCAGUCUUACAAAGAUGCUCCUUGGCUGGGCUGCUCGUCAGCAAUGGAAACCAAUGUACGUCGACCUCGAUAUUGGUCAAGGAUCUAUCACGCUCUCGGGAGCAAUCGCUGCAACUCCCGUCGAGACGCCUGUUGAUCCCGUGGAAGGGAUAAUUCUGGAUGUCCCUCUUGUUUACUUUUAUGGUCACACCACUCCCAGCAUAAACACUGAAUUGUAUAAAAUUCUGGUGAAAGAACUCGCGCAUCAACUGGAUCUACAGUUUGCAUCGAACAUAGCAACUCGCUCUUCUGGAAUGGUUAUCAACACCAUGGGCUGGGUCGAUGGUGUUGGUUAUGAGCUGCUUCUACAUUCCAUCGAGGCAUUAAAUGCUAAUGUCAUUUUGGUUUUGGGCCAGGAGAAAGUGUACAGUAUGCUGCAUGAUUAUUUGAGAUUAAAGCCUGGCGUAGAUGUUGUCAAGCUUCAAAAGUCCGGUGGUGUGGUGGCUCGCAACCAGAAGUACAGGCAGCAAAGUCGUUUCACGCGAACAAAGAACUACUUCUAUGGUCGAUGGAAUGAACUAUCACCUCAUGCCUCCGUUGUGAACUUUCAAGACAUCCAAGUCGUCCGCAUUGGUGGCGGGCCUCAGGCUCCUCGUUCCGCUCUUCCCAUCGGUGCCGAGCCUACCGCGGAUCCUACCAGAGUUGUCCCUGUUAGCAUUAACCGAGACCUUGUCCACGCAGUACUUGGAGUUUCCUACAGCAAAGAUCCAGAUCAAGUCCUUGCAUGUAACGUUGCCGGAUUUGUCUACGUCACUGAAGUAGAUCUUAACAGGAAGAAACUUACGUAUGUUGCUCCCUGCCCUGGGCCUCUUCCAAGCAAUAUACUUAUUGCAGGAUCCUUGCUAUGGGUGGAGUGAAUUUCUAGACACCGGUUAUGCUUAAUAGAACUAAGAUAGGGUUCUCCAA